Molecule: messenger RNA, 1708 nt
Organism: Anastrepha obliqua
Lineage: Eukaryota; Metazoa; Arthropoda; Insecta; Diptera; Tephritidae
Exons: 1
Coding region: 128-1003 (291 amino acids)
Cellular component (GO): mitochondrion
Source: RefSeq, a predicted model, not a curated record
CCAAAAAAUACAAACGUCAAAAUAAGUAAAAGUAAAAUUUUUGAUUUUCAAAAUAUUGUGUGCGAUUUUUUAAAUUUUGAAUUACACAAAAUCCAAUAUAUGUAUCUUUAAAUUCAAAAUUAUUAAUAUGCGUUCCAUGCGAACGGAGAGUAAAGAUGAAAAUCUGGACGUAGAACAACCAUCGACUAGUCGCUAUUCGCCUAAAUGCCCCGUCGAAGUGGCAGCUGUCUCUCCAAAAGGGUCAGCGUAUCGAAAUUUGGCCCAGCGUGUGCUUCAAGCACCACUUCAAUGCCGCUUGGCACACAAAUUACGUCUCGCCGUGUUUGAAGGCAAUUCGCCCAAUCCUCGUCACAACAAAAAACUCAAAUUGGCUAUUCGACGGGUUACCGAACAAGGCCUUUCCAUGGACAUGGUGCAACAAAUUAUCAAUAGAUUUGCCGAAACCCGCGAAAUGCUACAUCGUCAAAUAUUGCAAAUUCGUUAUAAUCGAAAAAUAUUUCUCAUAUGCAUACUGCGCUCGGGCGAUUCGAUGGAAUUGAAGGGAAGUCUCAUGCCACUAAUGCGUACCCAUAAUGCCAGUUUUGUGCAUGUGAUGCAUAAUUUCUAUAGCAGUGCUGUUAUCGAGGCGAUCAUUUCGUUUCAAACAUCAUUGGAUUUCAGUGAUCUUGAGGGUUCGAUAGCGCGCGAUGCGACCGCUUGUAAAGCGCAAGCCAUCGAAAUAGUCGACUACGAGACCGGUGCUGUUAACUUCAAAUGUGAGCCGAGCGAAAUGGAUGCAGUGUUGAAGGCGGUCAUUUCCAAGGGCUACAAAGUGCUGAAUACCGAAUAUAGUUUCCAGGCCAAACAGUUGAUAAUGCUGGAUGAACGCGAACAGAAAGAGUAUAGAAGAUUCCGUGCAAAGUUGAUGAAAGCACACGAUUUCGAUAUGAUUUUUGACAAUGUAGCAAACGAUGAGAUUGGGGAUGAGGAAGGUGAGGGUGAGGCGAUAAAUAAGACAGCAUAGGCACGGGGGUGUCCCGACAGUGGGGUUUACGUUAUCGUAAUGGCCCGGAUUUCUAGUCGGCCAGAACUGUCGCUUCAGCAGCAUUUUUCAAAAAUUUGUAAGGACACUUUUAUAACGUUAAGACAACAACAACAACGGCUUAGCCGAUAAAUUAAUACUGCUUUGCAACUGUUUUGAAAAUACUCACUAUGGUGCAUACUUUAGGUUUCUAUUGAGAUUUUAGCGGGCUUUAGCCGUUUUUUUUUAUUUUUGAUUUUUCAUUUUUGAUUGAUAAAUCGAUACUUAACAGAGUCAAUUCAAAUUCAAUGCGAUAGUGCAAAUAAAAUCUUCAUAAUUCAUUAAUAAAUGUCAAAUACAUAGAUAGUCUCUCACUUAUCGCGAAUAGAUAUUCUUAGUUGCCAAUAAAUCGCAUAAGACAAUAACGUUGAGUUGAAUGGACAAAGUCGAUGGGCGAAAAUUGAGCGCUUACUUCUAAGCAAAUUGAGCUAACAAAUACACUACUUAGAAUAAUAUCUCUACUUAUCCAUAAAUUAUGCAAGUGACUUAAGUAUUAGGAAAUGUAUUGCCAAUGUCUUAUCCCGCGUUCGAUAAAAAAUUAGUUAUCACCAUCCAAAUUAAGAGCGUAAGCGAAAAUUCUCUCUCAGAAGGAAGAAAAAGUAAAAAAAGUUAACGGACGAAAAGAUUGCCAUCACUUGCAAAAACCUA